CAUACACGUUCAAUUCAAACACAAAUACCUAUUUCCUUAACGCAUUACAACUCUUCUUCUCAAGUCGCGACUCAUUUCACAAGCGACUUCUGACCUGUUUAUAACUUUUAGAUUUAUAUUACCCUUUGUGCCAAAACAGAAUUUUAUUAAAUAAUAAAAAUAGCCAGGAAGAAAACAAAACUUAUUAUAAUCAUGGUCGCAAUUGCAACAGCGUUAUGCUUUUUUAUAAUUUUUACGACUGCCCGUUCAGAUGAAGCCCCCAAGGGACCUAAAGUUACUCAUAAGGUAAGCUUUGAUAUGUCUUUAGGAGAUGAACAAAUUGGCACCAUUGUGAUUGGUCUAUUUGGAAAAACAGUCCCCAAAACUGCAGAGAACUUCUUCCAAUUAGCACAGAAACCUGCAGGUGAAGGAUACAAGGGAAGCAAGUUCCACAGAGUCAUUGACAACUUUAUGAUCCAAGGUGGUGAUUUCACAAAGGGUGAUGGUACAGGAGGUCGCAGCAUUUAUGGUGAGCGUUUUGAAGAUGAGAACUUUAAACUUCGUCACUAUGGAGCUGGCUGGUUGUCUAUGGCCAAUGCUGGAAAGGACACCAAUGGUUCCCAGUUCUUUAUUACCACCACAAAAACACCCUGGUUGGAUGGCAGACAUGUUGUAUUUGGAAAGAUUUUAGAAGGCAUGGACGUUGUUCGCAAGAUUGAAAAGACUGUAACUGGAGCCAAUGACCGUCCAGUUAAGGAUGUGACGAUUACAGAUUCUCGUGCAGAAAUUGUUCCAGAACCUUUCAGUGUUACAAAAGAAAGUGCUCAAUAAUUAAAUAAGUUUAGAUAUUAUAUGCCUAGUAUGCAAAUCUCUCUACUAUUGCAUUUACAUUAAGUAUAUUAUUUUUCUGUCACUUUAUUUUUGAGAUAUAAUGUAUAAUACUGAUUUUAUAAUAGCAAUAGUUUUAUUUGAGAACUUCAUUUCCAAAUAAUAAAAUUGGUUUGUACAAAAUAAAACAACCAUUAAACUAUUAA
Molecule: messenger RNA, 1013 nt
Organism: Achroia grisella
Lineage: Eukaryota; Metazoa; Arthropoda; Insecta; Lepidoptera; Pyralidae
Gene: Ppib
Product: peptidyl-prolyl cis-trans isomerase 6-like
Exons: 4
Coding region: 193-810 (205 amino acids)
Biological process (GO): protein folding; protein peptidyl-prolyl isomerization
Cellular component (GO): intracellular membrane-bounded organelle
Molecular function (GO): peptidyl-prolyl cis-trans isomerase activity
Source: RefSeq, a predicted model, not a curated record